Molecule: messenger RNA, 606 nt
Organism: Lingula anatina
Lineage: Eukaryota; Metazoa; Brachiopoda; Lingulata; Lingulida; Lingulidae
Source: RefSeq, a predicted model, not a curated record
AUGCCAGUCAUGAAGCACAGAGUAAUGCUUCUGUUGGUGAUGGUUGAAUGCAUCGUCUCAACAUAUGGUGUAAAGGACUCCAAGGAACAUUUUACUAAGCACUGGAUUGCUAAGUUUAAGUCAUUCUUUGACAAUACUGACCCCAAUGGAGAUGGAAUAGUCACUAAAGAGGAAUACAUCGAUGCAACAGCAAAGCGAGCUGGAAAGGUCUUGGAAUCCUGGCGAGCGAAGGCCGUAUAUGGUAUUAUGUCCGAACUGUAUCUCUAUUGGUGGUCUAACACAAAUACAAACUAUAAGACAUCCAUGACAUUCGAGGAAUGGCUUCCAGCUAUCGAGAAGGAGCUCGGUAAUUCAAGCGAAGAGGUCUUCCGGGACUCCUGGGAUUGGUUUCACACAUUUGACCUCGACUGCGAUGCCAGGCUGACUUUAGAUGAGUAUUCAAACUUCCUUUUUGUAAUCCACAACACGGCCUCUGUUCAAGACAUAUUUAAAGUUAUUGACCAUGAUGCGAAUGGUAUUCUUGAUGGCGAAGAAUUCACAAACGCAUUCCGUCAUGCAUUUUUUGAUCAAAAUGCCAGUCCCGAUGAAAUUAUAUUUGGCUCCUGA